AUACAUUCCGUUAUUAUAUUUCAUCAUAAGAGCAAGAGGAGGAAUGAGUAAGCGCGGUACAAGAAAACGCAUACUCGGAGUCGGUGCACCUCCCUUCACCACUGAUCACUUCAUCGCGCUUCUUUCUCUUGGCUCCAUCCAGCUCUAGGGUUUCUUCAACUUCAUGGCUUCCCCUUCUCAUUUCGACGAUGAAUUCGAUUUCGGAGGCGGAUUUAGCGGAAGGCAUUCAGGUCAUAAGAGGCCGUCUCCUGAUUACGACGAUGAAGAUUACGAUAACGAUCCGUUUGCGCCGAAGAAGGCUAAAUCAAAAGCCGAAGAAGCCUCUGGUGUAGCAACAGGAAUGAUCUUGUCACUUCGUGAGAGUCUUCAGAGCUGCAAGGAUACACUUGCUACAUGCCAAAAUGAACUUGAGGCUGCGAAAUCUGAGAUUCAGAGUUGGCAUUCUACACUUAAAAAUGAGCCUUCUGUACUUGCUGGGAUCACUCCAGAGCCCAAGAUGUUGAUUAAUUAUCUCAAGACCUUGAAAUCCUCUGAAGAGUCUUUAAGAGAUCAGCUUGAAAAGGCAAAGAAAAAGGAAGCUGCAUUCAUUGUAACAUUUGCAAAACGAGAACAAGAGAUAGCAGAGUUGAAGUCUGCUGUGCGGGAUCUGAAAGUGCAACUCAAGCCACCAUCAAUGCAGGCCAGGAGGUUGUUACUAGAUCCUGCUGUUCAUGAAGAGUUUACGCGUUUAAAGAAUUUAGUCGAGGAGAAGGAUAAAAAAGUAAAGGAGUUGCAAGAUAACAUUGCUGCUGUAAGUUUUACUCCACAAAGCAAGAUGGGGAAGAUGCUGAUGGCUAAAUGUAGAACCCUGCAAGAGGAAAAUGAGGAGAUUGGAAAUCAAGCUUCUGAGGGGAAGAUGCAUGAAUUAGGGUUGAAACUUGCAUUGCAGAAGUCCCAGAAUGCACAACUUAGAAGUCAAUUUGAAGGGUUGAAGAAGCACAUGGAAGGACUGACAAAUGAUGUGGAAAGAUCCAAUGAAAUGGUUCUUAUGUUACAAGAUAAAUUAGAAGACAAGAAUCGGGAGAUCCAUAGACUAAAACAUGAGAUUCAACAGAAAAACUUGGAAGAUGGAAGGGCAGAUGCUGCAUUCAACAGAAAUGACGAUAAUGAGACUAUAGACGGGGAGGCUGCAAACUAGUUUGAGAUUAAAAUUUUUGUAGGGAACAAUUUGUUCAUUUUUUUUUCUCUUUUUAUAGUCCCUUUUAUUGUUGUAUAUUAUAACAAUUUAAUAUUUUUUUGCGAAACUGUGAAUGUUGUUGGAGGAAUGAUUAUGCUUCUGCUCUGAAUGGAAAUAUAGUCCUCUUAGUCGCAGAUGGUGCUAUUUUCUUUUA
Messenger RNA from Cajanus cajan (pigeon pea), 1370 nucleotides. Its product is annotated as FKBP12-interacting protein of 37 kDa. Gene Ontology annotation, cellular component: nucleus. Gene Ontology annotation, biological process: regulation of alternative mRNA splicing, via spliceosome; mRNA modification. NCBI's taxonomy places the organism in Eukaryota, Viridiplantae, Streptophyta, Magnoliopsida, Fabales, Fabaceae. The record is from RefSeq and is a predicted model, not a curated record.